UCACUUUGUGAACUUCUUCAGUUUUCUCUUUUUAUUUCUCAGUUUUUCUGCUUUUUGUAAUGCGGUGUGAUUGAAGUCGUUUUCCUUUUGGGCUCUUUAAAUUCUGCCGACUUUUUGUACGUAUUUGUUGUUUGAGCUUCACAGAUUUGCUAACAGCUAAACUAUAAAAGUUCAAAUUCUGAAAUGUAACGCUGAUAACGAUAUUGGUAGCUGGAUGCUUGUAGUCUUGGAUGUUGUUGCUGGUGAAUGGUGAUGUUCGCGAACGGCUGCUGCUACAGCAGGUGAUGGUGUAGCGUACGAGUUGAAUCUUGCAUCCUUCAGAGAUCUGUCUAUUGUUCUGCAUCGGCCCUAUAAAACUCCGCCAUGGGACUGCUUACUGAUCCAGGCAGGAACGAUCAGUUCGCUAAGCUCUUGGGAGCGUACUAUAUGAAGCUGUCUGUGAUAGCCUAUGUCAUCGGCGUCGCCUGGCUCUUCUGUUUGGUUGACGACAAUUUUACUCUCAAGACUUACUUCUCUGAGAAUGCGCUACUUCCCGGAUUAGUGCAGCAUGAAUUCUCCUCCUUGAAUGAGAACUACGCUCUCAAACAGCAUCGCAUGCUGAUGGAUCUAUCCAAAGAGGAUAGUGGGUACGUUCGGGAACGGAUAAAGAAGAGCUUCCAAGAUUUGGGAUUGGAUGUUUACGAUCAUUAUUAUAAUUAUUCUACUCCAAAGCACCCAGACAAGAUUCGCAAUGGACAUGGCGUGUACGCCAUUGUACGGGCCUCCCGGGCCAAUAGUCUGGAAUCGAUCGUCAUUUCCGCACCAUUGCGUCCUGCUAACACAAAACAUAUUCGCACCGAAGGGAGCAUUGCCUUAAUGUUAGCUUUAGCGCAGCAUUUCCGGCAUAAGAACUACUGGUCAAAGGAUAUAAUUUUUCUUGUGACCGAUAAUGAGCAUUUUGGAGCGAAAGCAUGGGUGGAAGCGUAUCAUGGCUGUAAAAGUGCCGCUGUAAAUGCUCCUCUGUAUGGACGGGCAGGUUCGAUUCAGGCGGCAAUUAAUCUGGAAAUACCGUCUCCCGAUAUCGAUUACUUGGAUUUGCGCAUCGUCGGCAUCAACGGGCAGUUACCAAAUCUGGAUUUGGUUAAUUUGGUGAAGUUGCUGCUGUACAAGCAGGGCAUGCCAUUCGUGAUUCAUGGUUUUGUGGAAUUACUGGAGCGCACUCCACAUGACUACACGGAAAAAUAUCUGCGGGAUCUAAAAACCACCUUCAGGAUGGUCAAGUCGUCCGCUUUGGGGAGGCUCGAAGGAAAUCAUGGUUUUUUUCAGCAGUACAAUGUACAAUCACUGACGAUUAAGGGGAUCCAAAGCAUGGGAGGAAGCGGUCGAGGGCGGAUUGGAUUCUAUCGUUUAGCGGUAGCGCUGGAAGGCAUUUGUAGGAGCCUGAAUAAUUUACUGGAACGAUUCCACCAGUCGUUUUUCUUUUACCUAAUGACUUCUCCUAACCGCUUUAUAUCCAUUGGAAUGUAUACGCCACCUUUUGGAUUGCUGAUUCUUCCUUUGGUUAUCAAUGCGUUGGCGCUGUGGGCACGGGACAGUUCUGCAAAAUCUCCAGCAGACAACAGCCUGUCUUCCGUCUCGACUGAUAAGACUUCCGUUGCCGCGGUUCUGCCUUGGCUAGUGAUGGCACAUGUUGUUGGCGUAGCUUCCUUUAUGGGACAGUUUUUCUUGGAUUUCUCUGAUUUGCCGCAGUCGCUGGGCACCAUCAUACUGGAAGUAAUGUAUUUACUUUUCUGCUCCCGGUUUAUGACAAAACGUGAUGCGAACUGCUUAAAAAGUCUCAGCUUAAUUGAAAUGGCAAUUGGCCUGUAUGCGUUGUCGAUGUUGAAUUUCCCUCUGGCUUUGCUUGUCGCAUUAUUUGCGGUCCCGGUAGCAGUUUGGACCUCCAACGACCAACCUUCGCCGGCUCGAAUUGUUCACGCUGGAUUGAUCAUCUUGCUGUAUCCCAUUUUUCCUGUAGUGUUAAGCAAUGUCUGGCAUAAACUACCGGAAGUGUAUGAUCCAGUCGUCGCUAAUGAUGUGUUUGAGAUGGGCACUCGCAGCAUUUCUGCCAUGAUCUCUGAAUAUUUUGAAUACGGGAACUGGUUGGAUCCUGUGACAUUCUUGUUCCUGAUGCCUUUAUGGAUUUUGCACUGGAUGACGUUCUGGGCGAGAUGAAUUAUACGAGAAUCUGUUAUAGUAUUGCUCUCACACGGACUGUGACAUUGUUUCCUUUGUUAAAGAUUGAUGCUAGAUACGAAGAACUUGUAUACUUUCUACUGCUGUAGAAAGUUCUUGUAGGCCCGUACUUUUGUACCUGAUAUAGUUCUGCUUUUUCGGUUGUCAUGAAAUGUAUUUUUUCUAUUAAUUUACGGGAGCAGUCAAAUUACGAUUGUCGUAAACAUAAAUUACACUGUGAUU
This is a messenger RNA of Paramacrobiotus metropolitanus, 2436 nucleotides long. Its product is annotated as glycosylphosphatidylinositol anchor attachment 1 protein-like. NCBI's taxonomy places the organism in Eukaryota, Metazoa, Tardigrada, Eutardigrada, Parachela, Macrobiotidae. Gene Ontology annotation, cellular component: membrane; GPI-anchor transamidase complex. Gene Ontology annotation, biological process: attachment of GPI anchor to protein. The record is from RefSeq and is a predicted model, not a curated record.